Messenger RNA from Musa acuminata AAA Group (dessert banana), 1323 nucleotides. RefSeq lists its product as uncharacterized. Gene Ontology annotation, cellular component: plasma membrane. The record is from RefSeq and is a predicted model, not a curated record. Bases 159 to 1259 code for a protein of 366 amino acids. Lineage: Eukaryota; Viridiplantae; Streptophyta; Magnoliopsida; Zingiberales; Musaceae. The transcript is spliced from 4 exons. Gene Ontology annotation, molecular function: electron transfer activity.
UCCCACUACCUGAAACUAUUUCUACAGACUGCCUUUUGCAAAAGUUUCUCCUUCCUGUUGACAUUGAUGGUCUGCUUUUGAAGACCGCCAACAUGUCCACAGCUAACAUCCGCCUCUCCUGAACCAAGAAAAUUUCUGGUGCUUUUGCAACUUCUGCCAUGGUGUGUGGGUUUACAGUAUCAGUUUUUGGGGGGUUCCAAAAUUUUGGUAAUUAUUAUUAUGGAUUUGUGGUUCAAGCUGCUUCUGGCGUUGUCGAUCAUGUGGCAUUUACAAUAGUGAAUUUAUUACCAGGAUUUUUGCUCUCCAUCUCAAUCUGCACUCGAGAUUCUCAAGUGACGAUGAAGUUUAUGGUUUCUUCUUCGUUUAAGAAGAGUAUCUUUUGUGAUACUCUAACCCGUUUGUUGCGAGAAGAAACACUUGUGCCCGCCGAGCACCGUAGACGGGCACAGCAGUGGCAGACAGCGUGUUCUAUUAGUCCAAAUGUCCCAGAAAAGCAACUCGUCAGCCACUUCAUGGAUCCAAAAAAACCUUCUUGCCUGCCUGUACGCCUACCGUCCUCAUCAUUGCGCUAUCUUUGUCUCUUUUGUUUCCUACUCCUUUCUCCCCCCUCUCACAGGGAUCAUUUUUACCUGAACGCUCUACAUGAUCAUCUUCUCUCCGUUCUCCCAAGAAUGCAGCAGGUGAUCUUUCGGGCAUCGUUCCACGUCGUCGCAGCACGACUCCUGCUGCUGUUGCUUCUCCAAGGGGAUGACUGCUGGUGCUACCAGUACAAGGUUGGAGACCUUGACUACUGGGGGCUGCCCCCUCCGUCCGACCCCCUCCUCUACUCCUGGUCUCAGAACCACCGCUUCCGCCUCGGUGACUCCCUUCUGUUCUUGUACCCGCCGAGCCAGGACUCGGUGAUGCAGGUGACGGAGCGGGCGUUUAACAGCUGCAGCUUGGCCGACCCCAUACGGAAGCUGGACGACGGCAACUCCCUCUUUAACCUGACGACCCCGGGGAACUACUACUUCACCAGCGGCGCCCCCGGCCACUGCGAGAAGAACCAGAAGCUGGCGGUUGCCGUCCCCUCACUAAACAACGGGACCUUCUUCCCGCCCGCCGUAGACUUCGCCGUCCCGCCGGCAGGGUCGCAGUCCUACCUGACCGUCUUCGGCCCUGCUCCGGCUCAGGGACACAGCGGCAAUCCGGCUGCGGCCGUCACGGCCAUGGGAUCCGUCGUCUCGGCCGCGCUGCUCCUCGGCGUGGCUUUCCCAUGACGCCGACGGAAAUGUAAUGGCAUUUUUGGAGUUAUGAUCGGUACAAGCUUUUGUUUCUUUUUUC